AUGAGACGGUUUUUACACGUCCUGGCUGGUUGCCUUCUCCACCCCCUACUAGCAUCUGCGAAAGCAGACGCGAGGUACAAUGCAUCUGUUCCAUUCCGACCGAGCAAUAUCACCGGACUAAGUGAUAAUUACCUUUGGGUUGGCUCGUAUUACAAUGCCACAACAAAAAUCGAGUUCACCCCCGAGAUCGGACCAUCUCCAAACCAAUCCGUGUGCAAACCGCUCCGAGGCCAAACAUUCAGCACGGAGUACGAAUCAUUUCUCGCUAUAACAGAAAGGGGGCCAUACAAUCUAGGGUCAAACCCAAUGAAUGCUCUCUUGACGCUGUUUGAUACCGGUGCAAAUCUUUCAUCGCUCUCCGGUGCCUCGUUCCCAUGGGACUCACCUUCCCUUCAAUGGUAUAUCGAGUCUUCGCCCUGGGUAGAUUUUGCGAGCAACAGCUCGACAGAAAGCGACGGAGCCACCGAUUAUUUCGUCAAAGAUGUCUUCAACUUGACUUUAUCGCCUGGUGACAAGAAGGCUCCAUACAACCUGACAGGCAUCAUCAAGGAUGCAGAUUUAAUUCUGCGUAGUUUCGAUAUGGAUCUCAAAUCAUGCGACACCUCCAGUGAAAGCAGUCAAAAUAGCAUAACCCUUGUUGAUCGUGACUACUCGAACGAUGCUGGUUGGAACUGGACAUAUCCCGCCAUUGAACUCCAGUUUGGCAGCGAAACAGCAAACUUCACUUUGAAUGGAUAUGCCACUGCCUUUCCGUAUUAUAUCAACAGAGCCGAUUCCUCGAAAUCGCUAGGCCCAAACGAAGUACAGGGGACCAUCAAGGUUUCUUUCUCUGGUGUCAUCGAUCCCUAUCACUCUGAUAUCCUGGUCAACACGAGCACGGGCUGUUCAGGGAUCAUUUGA
Molecule: messenger RNA, 900 nt
Organism: Penicillium manginii
Lineage: Eukaryota; Fungi; Ascomycota; Eurotiomycetes; Eurotiales; Aspergillaceae
Exons: 4
Coding region: 1-900 (299 amino acids)
Source: RefSeq, a predicted model, not a curated record